GGGAGGUGCGGGCGGGACUGAGCGCGCGCCCCCUCCCCUCCCUCUGCGAGGUGCCGGCAGGAGGGGCCUCGCCCCGCCUCCGCCCCCGGGCCUUUCACGGAUCCCUGCAAUGAAUGGGGGGUGGGGGGCGUGAAGGAAACUUUCCCACCCGGCGCCGUUCGGGUUUGGGGAGAGGGGUCGUUCCUCCGUCCCGUCCCAGCCGGAGCAUCCCCCACCAGGCCCAAAUCCUGCGGCGUCACAGUCGGCGAAAGGGCGGGUCUCUUGCGCCCCUAAAUGUGCAAGCAUGCGUCUAGGUUGGCCCCCCGCCCCCCCAUUCCCUCCGUCAAAGGUCUGGCAUCCCUGGGGUCUGGCAGAUGCCCAGGUACUACGCUCGGCCUAUGACGCGCGGCUACGGCAGAAGGUGGCGGUGAAGAAGCUGUCGCGACCCUUCCAGUCGCUGAUCCACGCGCGGAGAACGUACCGCGAGCUGCGGCUGCUCAAGCACCUGAAGCACGAGAACGUCAUCGGGCUGCUGGACGUGUUCACGCCGGCCACCUCCAUUGAGGACUUCAGCGAAGUGUACCUGGUGACCACCCUGAUGGGCGCCGACCUGAACAACAUCGUCAAGUGCCAGGCGCUGAGCGACGAGCACGUCCAGUUCCUGGUUUAUCAGCUGCUGCGCGGGCUGAAGUACAUCCACUCGGCAGGGAUCAUUCACCGGGACCUGAAGCCCAGCAACGUGGCGGUGAACGAGGACUGCGAGCUGCGGAUCCUGGACUUCGGGCUAGCCCGCCAGGCUGAUGAAGAGAUGACCGGCUAUGUGGCCACUCGCUGGUACCGGGCCCCCGAGAUCAUGCUGAACUGGAUGCACUACAACCAGACAGUGGACAUCUGGUCUGUGGGCUGCAUCAUGGCUGAGCUGCUCCAGGGAAAGGCCCUCUUCCCAGGAAGUGACUACAUCGACCAGCUGAAGCGAAUCAUGGAAGUGGUGGGCACACCCAGCCCUGAGGUUCUAGCAAAGAUUUCCUCAGAACACGCCCGGACCUACAUCCAGUCCCUGCCUCCCAUGCCCCAGAAGGACCUCAGGAGCAUCUUCCAUGGGGCCAACCCCCUGGCUGUGGACCUCCUGGGAAGGAUGCUGGUGCUUGACAGCGACCAGAGGGUCAGUGCGGCGGAGGCCCUGGCCCAUGCCUACUUCAGCCAGUACCAUGACCCCGAUGAUGAGCCUGAGGCUGAGCCCUACGAUGAGAGUGUUGAGGCCAAGGAGCGCACUGUGGAGGAGUGGAAGGAGCUCACCUACCAGGAAGUCCUCAGCUUCAAGCCCGCAGAGCCACCGCAGUCUCCCAGCAGCCUGGAGAUUGAGCAGUGAGGACACGUGCCUGCUGGCCCCUGGGACUGGAGGACGGGCAGGAGCAUGCCGGCCCGCUUCCGCAGCCUGCUGGAUUCCCACGAGGGCUUCCUCCCAGCACCACUGUGGCCGGCACCCUGAGCCUAGCUGGGGCUCCCUUGCCUGCACGCUGCCCGUCGUGGGCAGUCUGUAUGCAUGUGAACGCACAAGAGUGUGCAUGGGUGCAAGCCACGAGUGCAGGCGUCCAGACAGAGCACCCUGGACUUCCUCAGUUCUCUGCCUCCUCCCAACCACCUGGGUCUCCCAUAGGACCUCAUCUGGAUGCCUUGGGGUUCCCCGGGGAAUAUGUCUGUCUCCAAACCUCCUCAGUCCCAGAGGGCUGUCUCUGGAGGGCAUGGUGCCCUGGGGCCAGGCCCUCUGGAGACUGAAGGGAGGGUCUUGGUUGUCAGAGCCUCUCAACCUGGAAGGGGCGGCUGUCCUGGGAAAUGCUGAGACCCUGAAGGUCUGAAAGCUGAGACCGUCACCACGUAUCAGAUGAGAAGACCAUCCUGGAGCCCCGUGUUCCCCUGGGCCAUAUGUGGCACGCGCAUACUAAUGCUCCCGGUACUGACAUGUCAAGGCGCGUGUGAAUCUGGGGGGGCCUGAGAGCCAGCUGCCGUGAGCAGCUGGGAGCCUGAAGUGAGGUGCCUCUGCUGUUACUUCCCUUCCAUGCCAGGGGCUCUGGUGGACAAGGGGCAACCAGGGAACAAAAGCCAGGGCUUUCUCCUGGAGUGUGGGGGUUGCAGCAGACAUGAAGAGGUGGUUGGCACAGGGGGUUCCAGGCUUGAUGCUGGUGGUGGGGGGGAGGGGCACACCCCAGUGUGCCCUUGGAUUCAGACCCUGACCUUGGCCAGCAGCUGAUGAAGAAGCCUCUGCCUGCUCUUGCUCUACCUCUGCCCCCCCUCCGGCCCUGCAGCUGAGCCCUGGACUGUUCUGCCCUCUGGGUCUGCUCGCCUCCUCCCUUCUUCCAGAAUGGAGCUGGUACAGUAACCUGUGGACAUGACCCUGCUCAAGAUGUUGGGGGUGUGGGUCCCCCAGCGAGGGUCUUCUCUUUGAGGAGGUGGUGUCCCGUGUGUCAGGUGGUGACUCCCCACCUUGCAGAGGUCUCAACGUCAAGUGCCUGCACCGGGGUUUCACAAUAAAGGGGGUUCUCUCCCA
Molecule: messenger RNA, 2524 nt
Organism: Lutra lutra (Eurasian river otter)
Lineage: Eukaryota; Metazoa; Chordata; Mammalia; Carnivora; Mustelidae
Gene: MAPK11
Product: mitogen-activated protein kinase 11
Exons: 12
Coding region: 284-1348 (354 amino acids)
Biological process (GO): protein phosphorylation; intracellular signal transduction
Cellular component (GO): nucleus; cytoplasm
Molecular function (GO): MAP kinase activity; ATP binding
Source: RefSeq, a predicted model, not a curated record